UUUUGGGAAGCAGUUUCGAUUGGAAUGCAGUAUGGUCACUGAAGCUUUAUUAAACACCGUGCUUAAACUGUUGAUAAUGAGGUAAUAAUGACAGAAAAUUGUUGGGUGAACACCAAGUGAAGAACCUAGUUUACAUAAUAGCGAAAGUGGUAAUGGAAGUAAAAACAACUAAGAGAUUAUCCGAAUCUAAGAUUAUCUUGAUAUUAUUAGAGGUAAAAACCAAUUUUGAUUUCUUUACACGAUCAUGAUAAGUUAAUUGAUUUCUACGUCUCACCAGAAUAAGCAUUGUUCACCAUUUAGUGAUAUACUCGGCAGAUAAUUUUUUAUUUGACGAGAGAAAGUUUGGAUUUAGCUGCUUAUGGAAACGAAGCCCUACAUUAUAAUUUGAAAGUUAUGUCAACUCUUCGUACUUCAUUCUGGGAAAAUUUGCUCCGAAAAAAGACGUUGACUGCAGAUCUUAUGAAAACAGAUUUGCAAAAAUGUUUAACGUUAUCCGAUCUCACAUUUAUGGCAAUUGGUUCAAUGGUUGGUAGUGGAUUAUAUGUUCUGACCGGCACAAUAGCUCGUGACGUUGCUGGUCCAUCUGUUAUCAUUAGUUACAUUAUUGCAGCAAUAGCAUCCUGUUUAUCUGCAAUUAGCUAUGCUGAAUUUGGAGCUAGAAUUCCUAUUACCGGAUCAGCUUACCAAUUCACUUACCUGAGUAUUGGUGAAUUUUGGGCUUUUAUUAUCGGGUGGAAUGUACUGAUUGAGCAUGUUGUUUCUGGUGCUGCAGUUGCCAAAGCUUUUAGCGGGUACGUCGACGGUUUAACUAACAAUGUUGUUCGUAAAUACUUGAUCAAACAUGCGCCGAUGAUUGGAGGAGGAUUAGUGGCGAAAUAUCCAGACUUGCUUGCUGUUGCUAUUCUCAUUGUCGCAACUAUUAUCUUAGCUACAGGAGCUAAAUUAUCUAGUAAAGUAACUGCUGGAUUUGCGGGGCUGAAUUUGCUUGUCGUUGUAUUUGUCAUGGGUACUGGUUUUUAUCUUGGUGAUUUGAAAAACUGGACUGAAGUGAAAGGAGGAUUUUUUCCGUAUGAAUUCUCUGGAACAAUCGCCGGUGCGGCUACUUUGAUAUUUUCUUAUGUGGGAUACGAAGUCCUAGCUUCGGCAACGGAAGAGGCAAUAAAUCCAAACAGAGAUAUUCCGCUCUCACUCCUUAUUGCUAUGUCAACAGUUGUGCUAGCGUAUGUUGGUGCUUCGUCGGCUUUAACACUGAUGGUUCCAUACAACUUAAUAUCUGUAUUAUCACCUUUUCCUGAUGCUUAUAUUGAAUACGGAUGGAAUUGGGCACGGUAUAUCGUAGCGGUUGGUUCAAUUGCCGCUAUGUCCACUGCAAUGUUAUCAGCAAUGUACGUUGUUCCUCGGUAUUUCUUCGCCAUGUCUAGGGAUGGUUUGUUGAUGACUAUAUUCGCAAAAGUCAGUGGAACAACACAAGUUCCUAUUUUUGCGAUUGUUGUGACUGGGAUCAUGUGUAUAUUAUUUGCCGUAGUUUUUGAGUUGCAUGCCCUCGUCGAAUUCAUUUCUAUCGGGCAACUUCUUGCCUGUACUUUUGUUUCAAUAUGCGUCAUAAAGCUCAGAUACCAACCAAAUACUAUAACAAGGUUUGUAGAACUGCAUCAUUUUGGAAAUUAUGAACGGCUUGUGGAUACAGAAGAAACAAAUGAGGUUUCAUCUAAUGGAAGAGUAGUGGAAACUGAUCGGUCGCGACUGACUGAAACCUCUGUAAUAUCAGAAAUGGAAAUAGAAACGAACGAUGCCUCGUAUGCAUCUCCUAAAAGUGAAACAACAAAAUCGAACACGACAGACGAAGAUUUCUGGCUAAAUAGCGAACAUGUAGUAGGCACCGUGAAAACAGAAGUUUUAUCUAGUAGAUUUGGAUAUAUUUUCCAGCCAUUGACUAGAUAUGAAGCUGGUUCCGUUCCAAGCUAUCUACUUAUUAUUUCCACAUUCGCAGUGGCAAUUGUUGUUGCGUUCUGCCUCUUCACGCAUGAGUACAUCUCGUCAUGGUGGAGUAUUCUAAUAAUUAGCAUAUUCUCUCUAAUUGCUGUUGUCUCGCUUCUCCUACUUCUCAUAUUCAACCAAGACAAAACUAUCAAGACAUUUACGGUACCAGCAGUUCCAUUUUUACCUUUUGUUAGUGUAAUAAUCAACAUUGUUCUUAUUCUGAAACUCCAACCAAUGACGUGGAUACGACUUGGUAUUUGGUGCACAAUAGGAUUGAUCAUUUAUUUCUGUUACGGAUACAGAAACAGUGCAGAACGUAAGAAUGAAUAGAAAAAGAAGUUGUAAAACUGCCUUCUGGCAAUGCGAUGACGAUGAAAGUGCUGUUGCGACACUGUGUUCAUUAUGUUACUUUCAGCUUUUCUAUUUAAACGACUCUAUUUAACAUUGUCUCACAAAUAUUAUAAAGUAAUUAGGUAAAUAUUCAAUAUAUAUUCUUUAGUCGCAUUUUCAUGGGGCUGCAGAUAAUUAAUACUUUCAUAUUGACUAACGUGUGGCUUAUCAGGAACUGGAAAUUCCAGCUAGCCAUCCACGUGUAUUGACAAAUAUAAUUUUUCAUUUUAUCCCAAGCAGCUUUCCUUCUAGAAUAUUCAUCAACAAACUCACGAAUAAAAUUUAGUCCUUAAGAA
Molecule: messenger RNA, 2666 nt
Organism: Styela clava
Lineage: Eukaryota; Metazoa; Chordata; Ascidiacea; Stolidobranchia; Styelidae
Product: cationic amino acid transporter 4-like
Biological process (GO): transmembrane transport; amino acid transport
Cellular component (GO): plasma membrane
Molecular function (GO): amino acid transmembrane transporter activity
Source: RefSeq, a predicted model, not a curated record